Molecule: messenger RNA, 5639 nt
Organism: Platichthys flesus (European flounder)
Lineage: Eukaryota; Metazoa; Chordata; Actinopteri; Pleuronectiformes; Pleuronectidae
Gene: tshz1
Product: teashirt zinc finger homeobox 1
Exons: 3
Coding region: 977-4378 (1133 amino acids)
Biological process (GO): regulation of transcription by RNA polymerase II
Cellular component (GO): nucleus
Molecular function (GO): DNA-binding transcription factor activity, RNA polymerase II-specific; DNA binding
Source: RefSeq, a predicted model, not a curated record
GGGUGGAGUAAAGGAGAGGCCGGAAAGGCAGCUGGAUGUGUCUGUCUAUCAGUGGGAGCUGUCUGGAUGCGCCGCGCAUCACCGAACGUGCGCACGUUUUCCACUGCGGAGAAUAUCCGGGGCACGCUUCUUUUUCUUUUAUUCUCGGGAAAAGAAGAGAAUAAAACAGUUACACAUUUUAAGAAAAACAAGGAAAUAAUAAGAACAACAGAAGAGGAAGAAGAAGGAGGAGGAGGAAGAAGAGUGGUGGUCGGAGGGCGCGUCUGCUCCCCGUGUCUCCUCAUGACUUUCUGAGAAAUUCGUCAAGUGUCCGUGUUGACAAAUCGGGCGGACAGCGAACAAUAGGUCGGAUACCCGGAGCGGGCACCGUGUCGGACGCGCAGCCGGAGAGAGAGAACGCACCGCGGCGCAGUUUGGACUCCGCCACCGGGCGAGUUGAAGGAGACACAGGAAGCUCCGCGUGCCUCCACGAUCGCUGCGAAUAGAGGUAUGAGAAAUAGUCCGGUGAAGGGGCUGGCACACGCGUUUUUGAUGGGAUCGCGGUGAAGGGAGCUCCGGCAGCUGUCCAUAUCCCUCCUCGGUAGACUGAGAUCCGCACGGAGCUUUUUUCUUAUUUCAUUUUUUUGGCUGCCCGCGAUGAGUUUGUGUGAUCGGCAGAAGUUAAAGGACGAGCCCGUGUACAGCUGAAUCCACCACCAUCUUCAUUUUGUCAUUUUUUUUCUCACCGGGACGCACCGAUUCCCCAAAUGACCAGAGACGCAUAGAGAUUUAAAACCCUCGCCCCGAAAGAGCCGAGCAGAGACCUCUGCACCCUGCGAGGGAUCUACUCGGUCGUCCGCCCAGAUAUCCUCCUCUCGUCCAGCCCAAAGAACCGGAGGAGCGAAGAGAGAAAGCGGUUCUGGCUUUGAUUUCCUCCCGUCUCGUCCCGCUAUUCUGAUCUCUGCAUGAAAAGUCAAGCGGAAAGUCUUGCAGCAGCAUGCCGAGGAUAAAGCAGCAAGCGCCGCGGCGGUCAGAAGCUUAUGGACCCGAUGACGAACCUGGAUUGGACAAAAUUGAUGAAGAGGAACAUCUGCAGGAUGAUGGCCUCUCUCUGGAUGGUCAAGAUGCAGACUAUCUGUUCAAUGAAGACGAAGAGGGAAGAGAUCACUUCAGCUGCCAAAACUCUCCACUUAGCAAUGGCACCAACCCAGAUGCAGGGUAUGCCUCCCCACUCAGUACCACCAGUGAUCAAAUGGUGGACCUUAAGACAAUGUCUUCCUCUAAUGAUGGUCAAGAAAAGUUUGAGGAGAAGCUGGAGGAAAGCGCAGAGUCCAUCAAUGGCCUCUCACUACAGGACAGUCUGACGAAAAUGAAAGCUGUCUAUGCAAACCUGAUUUCGGAUGCCUCCUGGUCCAGCAUUGCUAUGGACAUGCUUAAACAAGGGAACAAUUUUGCCACUAGCAACGGCAAUGGGAGCAAUCACAAAGGAAGCAAUGGGUUCCCGAACAGUCACAGCCCAGGGAGCAUCCAGACGAAAGGCAGAUGUAGCAGUAGCAAUGCCUCGGCCACUACUAAUAAUACCACCAGCAGUACCACCACGAGAACAGUGUCGAGCAGCAGCCACAGUGGCACUAGUGUUAGUUCUGGCAGCGCAGGAGGAUUAUCCUAUGACUGGCACCAGGCAGCAUUGGCCAAAACUCUACAGCAUACUCCAUACCAACUCCUUCCUGAGCCUAGCCUUUUCAGCACCGUGCAGCUUUACAGACAAAAUAAUAAGCUCUAUGGCCCGGUGUUUACAGGUGCCAGCAAGUUCAGGUGCAAGGACUGUAGUGGGGCCUAUGAUACUUUGGUUGGCCUGACAGUGCAUAUGAAUGAGACAGGCCAUUAUCGUGAUGAUAAUAAGGAUAAAGAGGAUGAUCGAAGCAAGAAGUGGUCCAAACCACGCAAGCGUUCCCUGUUAGAGAUGGAAGGCAAGGAAGAUGCCCAGAAAGUUCUUAAAUGUAUGUACUGUGGCCACUCUUUUGAAUCCUUGCAAGACCUUAGUGUUCACAUGAUCAAAACAAAACACUAUCAGAAAGUGCCUCUAAAAGAACCAAUGCCAGCCCUCACCAAGCUGGUACCCCCAACCAAAAAAAGAGCAUUUCAAGACUUGAUGUCCCCAAGCUCACCUGAGUCUGUCUCAUCUGGCAUACUCAUGGGAGAGUCUCCCAAAGACCAAAAAAUGUCUAAUCCCUACGUCACCCCUAACAAUCGAUACGGUUACCAAAAUGGUGCCAGCUACACUUGGCAGUUUGAGGCACGGAAGGCACAAAUUCUUAAAUGCAUGGAAUGUGGCAGUUCACAUGAUACCUUGCAGCAGUUGACAGCCCAUAUGAUGGUCACGGGACACUUUCUGAAAGUCACAAAUUCAGCCUCUAAGAAGGGUAAGCAGUUAGUUUUUGAUCCUGUCAUUGAGGAGAAAAUUCAGUCCAUUCCUCUGCCACCAACUACCACACGACUCCCAGCACCCAAUGGGAAGUCACAGAAUGACUCCCCAUUGCCGCCCUCUAGCCCUGAGGACCGAAAUGAAGAAAAAAAAGAUGAGUUGAUUGAGGAAGAGAAAAUGGAAUUUAGGGAACCAGAGAGAAAAAUCAAAGAGGAGAAGGAAGACCCCCCGGAAAAAGCUGAUAAACCUAGAAAGGCUAUAUCUUGUCAGUAUUUGAGAGAGGAAGACUUGGAAGAGACACCCAAAGGUGGCUUUGACAUUAUCAAGUCUUUAGAGAACACAGUUUCAAGUGCCAUCACCAAGGCCCAAACAGGCACACCAACCUGGGGUGGAUACACAAGCAUUCAUGCCGCCUAUCAGCUCCACGGAUCUAUAAGGUCUAACUUUCCCUCAUCAGCACAGGUUCAACCUUUGUUCAGCAGCAACAGCUUGAAGGCAUUUUCCGCUGAUCUAGGUACUCUGAUCCAUUCACCAAAUAGCCCCUCUCCACCUCCAAGUCACAAGAGCAACGUGCUGGCCAUGGAAGAGCUAGUAGAAAAAGUGACAGGGAAAAGACAAGUAAAGAGUGAAAAAGAGGAGAAGCACCUAGAGAAUAAGAGUAAGUCAGCAAAGUCACCAUUGACAAAUCUAAAGGAUAAACGAGCUUCAACAAAUCCUGACAAUGUCUCAAAGGCAAAGAAAUCCUCUGCUGCAGAGGACCAGACUGAAUCAAGAGGCAAAGAUGGAGAGCAGACAGCGAGAGAAGUAGAGAGACAUAUUAAGAGUGAAGUUGAUUCACCAAAAAAGCCUGUAAGCAAUGGCUGCAAUAACCUGAGCAUCAUCACAGAUCACUCUCCUGAACAACCACUUGUGAACCCUCUCAGUGCUUUGCAGUCUAUCAUGAACAACCAUUUGGGAAAAGCUUCAAAAGUGGCAACACCCUUCAGCGACCCGUUUGCAAUGCUUCACAAGAUCAACAGCAACUCGGCCCCGAAUAAGUCAGCCGAGCCGGUGAGUCAGUAUCAUGAGGAGGAAGAUGAGCAGCCCAUGGACUUAACAAAAUCCAAAAACACCAAUGGCAUUACCACUAAGGGUACUUCUACUUCACCACACAACAACAGCAGCAACAACAGCAGCAGCAACAGCAAACCAGCUUUCCGAGCUUUCUCUCAGUCUUCAUCACCCCCUCUGCGGGAGAAUGCUUUGAUGGAUAUUUCAGACAUGGUGAAAAAUCUGACCGGCCGUUUGACACCAAAGUCUACAACCCCAUCUUCCAUCUCUGAGAAAUCUGACGGCGACAGCUGCACUUUUGAGGACGGCCUGGAGGAGUUGUCUCCCAUCCAGAGACGGAAAGGCAGACAGUCAAACUGGAAUCCUCAACACAUCCUGAUUCUCCAGGCCCAGUUUGCCUCCAGUCUCAGAGAGACUCCUGAUGGAAAGUUAGUGAUAACUGACUUGGGGCCCCAGGAACGGGUCCAUAUCUGUAAAUUCACUGGUCUCUCCAUGACUACUAUCUCUCAUUGGCUGGCCAAUGUAAAAUACCAGUUAAAACGGACAGGAAGCACAAAGUUCCUAAAAAAUAUUGACUCUGGCCAGCCUCUGUUUUUGUGCAGUGACUGUGCAUCCCAGUUCAGGACUCCUUCCUCCUACAUUCACCAUUUGGAGUCCCAUCUUGGGUUCACCCUGAAGGACCUGUCCAAGCUAUCCAUAGACUUACUAGAGCAUCAAGCAGUCAGCAGAAUAGAGGACAAGACUUUCGGUCUGAGUCCCUCUGGACUCACAGAAGAAGACACUGGCUCCAUCUAUCAGUGCAAACUGUGCAGUCGGACAUUUGUGAGCAAACAUGCAAUCAAAUUGCACCUUUGCAAAUCCCAUGGGAAGUCGCCGGAGGACCACCUCAUCUUUGUGAAAGAGCUGGAAAAGUUUGACAAAUAAUGAAGUCAGACAAAGUUGACAGCUUGACGGAUCACUGUUGCACUAUGACUCUAAGCUUCAAUCUGUCAUAACGAAUGGUGCCACAACUGUAUUAAGCAUUGCUGGGACGUAUAUUGUAAUGCUGACAUGGUAGCUUUAAUACCACUUAUUGUAAUUAUUCAACUGAGUAAAUGGCAGGAGCAUGCACUACCGAGGCUCGAAGAUGUGUUAGAGAAGGUUUUGGUGACAUAAAUGUACCAAAUCGGUGCAGCAGCCAUGGCACUAUGUAGUGACUGACUGAUUGUUGCUUUUGUAAUGCACUGCAUCUUUUCUGAGCCUUUGGGAGAAGUACAUCUUGUUUUUAAACUGGGCCAUGCUCUUAUUUUGAUCACUGUUUCUCAAUGGUUUUUAAGAUAAAUAUAUUUCAACACAACUUGCAUAUUAUUUAUGAGACGGUUUCUGCAUGUUUCUUAUGUAAAGCAGUGAGCAUAUUAUGUCUAAUGAACUUUUAACCACGAUGACAAAGCUAAUAUCCCUGGUUGUCAAAUUUUGCAUACCGCCGUUUAUAUGAAGGUACAUGGUUUAGAAACGAGGCCAUGUGACAGAUGGUGUUCUAAAACGUUACGGUGAUUUCAGCACUUUAGGGAAGUGUUAACUGAUGAAGACUUGUGGGUACAAAUAACCGCACAUCACCGUUUUGAGUUUCAAUUCCCUCGAUCAACAUGGCAUCGUGGGGACUAGCUCUGAUGUUGCUUUGUGUUUUGCCAUUAAAUCACAGAAUGUCUCACAAAAUGUCAAGAAUCUUUGUUUCUCCAGUUAAAUAUAAUUUCCUGGUUGUUUCAACAUGUACAGUAUUUGCAGUAGGCUACCAGUUUUAUUAUUGUGAAGCUAUAAAUAAAGUUUAAAAGUUAUCGUAUGAAUAAUCAGCAAGUAUGUGUACAUGUAUGUCAACAUAUAUUGCUCUUUACAGUUCAGCAUUAUUUGUACUGUGUGCAUUUUUAUAAUGUUAUUUUCUAAAACAAUUAUGGGGGGGGUGUAAAGCUACAGAAUAUUGUUGGACCGUAAUGCCAUUUUUUUCAGUGAAAAGUAGGUCCUGCAAUGUGGUUUACAUCAAAUUACAGAAAUUUACUGGCAUCUGCUCUGAUGCAUGGUACUGUACAUAACAUUUAAAAAAAAAUAUUGCUCAUUGAUAGAAUUCCAGGUUUUUGUCCUCGACCCCAGUUAUUCAGAAUGCCAUUCUUUUAUCCUCAGUUGUGAAAUAAACUCCAUGUCCUGGAUUAAA